This is a messenger RNA of Gregarina niphandrodes, 684 nucleotides long. RefSeq names its product RNA recognition motif (A.K.A RRM, RBD, or RNP domain) protein. Gene Ontology annotation, molecular function: RNA binding. The coding region runs from base 1 to 684 and encodes 227 amino acids. Lineage: Eukaryota; Apicomplexa; Conoidasida; Eugregarinorida; Gregarinidae. The transcript is spliced from 2 exons. The record is from RefSeq and is a predicted model, not a curated record.
AUGGAUGUGUAUGAUGAGGUAGCAAAGGUCAAGAUUCUAGCCGUCGACGUUGAGUUACAAGACCUAUUUGCAGGAGGGGGUGGAGGCAACACGACGAGCCAUAUCAGUUCGGCGCCUCUAGUCCCGAAGAGGAAGGACCGUCUCCUCUUUCUAGGAGCACCCCCCGACUUGGCUGCAAAUGCUACCUCCACUCCAAAAGACCCUCGGCGGUACCUUGUUAUAAGCAACCUGCAUUGGGCUGUGAACGACGUAGACCUAAUUGACGGAGCGUCUGCUUAUGGAGCAGUAGGAGGUGUUUAUAUUUUCGAAGACGCUCAGCGCAUGCAUAAGUCUGAAGGGAUUGCGUUGCUGGAGUUCAGGUCUGUAAGUGCCGCGGAAUCGGCCUUCAAGGAUGAGGGGAAGGCCUGGCAGGCCAAACAAGCUGACCGGAAGUGCGUUUUGACUCCGGCUCCACAGAAUGUGGUUUCGACUCUGGAGUCGCUGAGUCUUAAAUACGGCUGCUGGAGCCGCACUCCACUACUAGCUCCGGCUGUCAUAGCCGGAGUUUGGAAUUCUCUAGGGAAGCCAUUGCCGGCAACAACCACCAUGACCACGACCAAACAAAAUGUCGUUGACCACGCCAAACUUCCGGUUCCUAUUGCCGUCCAAUUAAUCAUUGAUAAGCUGGCUAACAAACCCACUUGA